AUGGAAUUUCUCAACCUGGAAAACGGUCGUGUCCUGACACUUAAGUUGGGAGGUUUGACGACCUUGGGCAGAGGCCCGGACAGUGGUAUCUCCUCUCUCUCAGUCAGUCGGAACCACUGUACAAUAAUCUACGACUCAGAAAUUCCCGAUGCCAAAAGUAUCACCAGCAGAGACGAGGAUGCGCCCCAUGAAACACUUGGACAAGCGCACAAUGCCGUUCAUGUCCGGCUGACGGUAAUCCACCCCUCAGGCGCAGCUGUCAUACGCGGACCAUAUUCUCGUCGACUUGGCUUAGAACCCCUUUCGUUCCUGCCGGCAGAGUCCACGUGCCAGCUUUAUCCCGGUGACAGGAUCUACCUGGAACGGCGAGAUGCGCGCCUCGUCAGUGGCUUAGAACUGCGUGCGGCGGCCGCAGCUACCCAAGCAGAAGCAACCCACGGGUCGGUCGCGGCGGCGGCGGCAAAUCCCGUGGAUGACCACAGCGGCUCCUUCAGUGCGCAGCAGGGAAAAGCUGUAGCUGUAGUCUCGCCGGGGAAGUGGCCGCCGUCGCGUACGAGAAGCGCCUCGGCGCCUCCGCUGCCGUCGCCGUCGUCGACGAGGGCCGCGGCGGAAGGUAUCACCCAAGACGGCGGCGCCGGCGGCCCAGCAACGGAGCCGACGGCUGUAGCAAAAGCUGCAAACGCUGAGGUCUCCGCCGUCACCACCUCACCAGCAGUAGCAGCGGUCGACGCGCUACUGCGAGCCCGCGGCUCCUCCGUCGAGGCGCCGGUGGCGAGGGGGCCGUCCGGAUUGCCGCAGCCAAGACGUGUGCUGCCGUCAUCAUUCCGUCGGCACCAGCAGCAGCAUGCACAGGCAGUCGUACGCACAGGCGGCGCCGCUUCGGCUGUUGCUGCUGCCGCUACCGAGUUUGCUGCAAUAGCAACCGAUCCUGGAGUUUCAGGUAGUGCAGGGAUGGGUAGUUUAGGCAGGACCGGCGGCGGCAGAUGCGGGCGGGAGGGGACAAGCCCAGCCGCGAAGCGACAGCGGCGCCUUCUGUCGCCGCCGCCGCUGCCGCUGGCGACACUGGCGGCUGCACCUCAGUCGGCGGGGUCAGAUUGUCCAGCAAACGUCACCAGUGUUGCCGUCGCCAGUACGGCGACGCUAGCGGCUGUCGCCGGUGACGUACUCGCGGCUGCUGCUGCCGCACCGACCUCACGAUCAUCACAACCGGCACUUUCGGUGCUGCACCUGCGACAGCCGUCAUCGUCACCAGUGCCAUUGUCAGCAUUGGCGGCGGAACAGGCGGCGACGGCGGCCGCCGUGAAAAUUUAUGAUGAUAAAACCGGAUCAGACUCCGAAGGGGGACGUUCAUGUCGCCGCCAGCUGGCUCGACUACACUCGUCGGAGCCACCCUCCACACCGCCGGUCGGAAAGACGCCUAAUCGCCUGAUCGCAUUGGAAGGGCGUGCCGCCGGUGGCGGCGGCGGCGGCGGCGACGGCGGCAGUCGUAGUGGCGCCGCUGCCGUUCCGCCGCCGGUGCAGCCAGUAACCGUGGUUUCGGGGCGGAUGACACCAUCACCGGUGGCGGCUGUUUCCAAGGUGGACUUGUUGCGCGCACCUCCGGUCGGUGAUGUCUCGCAGAUGCAGACGUUGACGCCAGUGGUUUCGGCGCCAGAGGUUUCGGAGCGGCUGAUAAUACCCGAGGGCACGGUCGCAGCGGUUUCGGAGCGGCUGAUCACGCCUGAGGAGGACACAGAGCGACUUGUGAUGCCGGCGCCGGGAGUUCUUCUUGAGGCAGCGGCGAUUGUUGUGGAGAGCCGAAGUGACGGCGCUGACAGGGUCUCUGCCGUACUUGCGCAAUCAGCUGCUCCGAAAGCAACGCCGCCGCGGCAGCCGCCGCUACCGCCCGCCUUACCGUCGAGGCGUGGUACUGCCACUGCCACUGCCACUGGCGCUGGCGGUAGCCCUGCUACUGCUGCGCUGUCCUCAAAGCAUGAUACCGGCAAGAUUGGCGCCGUUGACGGUGGCGGAUCGGUUGGUGGUGGCGGCGGGAGAUCACGAGAAGUCGGCGGUGGCGGCGGCGGCAGUGACAAAAUCUUCAGCGGCUGUCGCUUCGUGUUUUGGGCGAGAUCUCAAUCGCGCGACCUGCUGGCCCAGGUGAAGCAGCAGGGUGGCCAGGAGCAGUACAGCCUGGGCCCUCGUACGACACACGUGGUGGCCAGGUACGACACGUCAGCGGAAGAGGCCUCUCGACUGCUGCGCAGCUCGGACCUGCAGUACGGCAACACAGCUGCUGCCGCCGCCGCCGCCGCGUCGACGACGUCGCCAUCCCCGUUCUUGCCUGUCGGGGUGCUAUUCGUCACACCGGAGUAUCUGCGAGAUUGCCUGGCUAAGCCGCAACUGCGAUUGCAGGUACGGCAGGACGCGCAGCGUAGGCAACGCCAACAACAGCAGCAACAGCAGCAGCACCUAGAUGCGGCCCGCAGCGACCCGACGGAAAGCCCAGGCGCCGCCGCCGCUGAUGCCACCUUCGCGGGAAUGGGUGUGGGGAUUGCCUCUGAGGCAGGAGGGAUGGCAGAGGGUGAGGGGGCUCGUGGUAACGCUGCUAUUCCUGCUGUUGCUGCUACUGCUGGUGGUGGCGGCAGUGGUGACGCUGUUGAGGUCCGGCAGGAGCGGAUUUUACCAAGUCCGGCCGAUAUCUGUGCAAGACCCGAGGACUGGGGCGUGGAGGGCAGAUGGAUUGAGCCGUGGGACCCGCAGGCGGCGUCUCGUACCUGCAUGCUACUGCUUCGUCAUUGGGCCAAGCCCUUCUGCAUCCUAGCUGAGCUCAAGCGCACUCGCGACCUGUACAUGGACCGCCGCGACCAGUUCCGUAUCAAAGCCAUCGACCGGGGAAUGGGGGUGCUGGCGCGUGUGAGCUGGCCGCUGGAGUCCCCCGACCAGCUGAGCCAGCUGCGGCUCGGCCGCGGCACGGCCGAGAAGGUGUCGGAGAUAUUGGCCACGGGGCGCUUCAGCCGCAACGACAUGUUUGAACAAGACGAGCAGCGCAUGACUAUGAUGAAGUUCAUGCAGGUUUGGGGGUGUGGUGAGAGCACCGCUCGCAGCUGGUGGGCAUCAGGGGCCAGGUCGUUAGACGAUGUACGGCAACGUACGGACCUUACAGUACGGCAGCGUCUAGGCCUGCGGCACUUUGACGAUUUCCAGCGCCGGAUCCCGCGUGCUGAAAUAACCCAGAUAGCAGCAGUUGUACGGCAAGUCACGAUUGAGACGCUGAGGCGCUCCCCUUCCACAGUUUGGGAUUCGGCUCUGACUCAGCUUCCCGAUGCCGACCUCCUGGAUCGACUUCACGUAAGGCCCAUGGGCAGCUACGUGCGGGGCCACACCUCCUCUGCUGACGUGGUGCAGGACUUCAUCAUUGCUCCGAGUCCUCAAGCUGACCCGCGGGUCGGUCCUUACGAGCUCCUGUUGGCCAUUGUGGAUCGGCUGAACGCCGACGGGUACCUGGAUCCCGAAUCGGCUUGCGUGGUUGAGACGCAACCAAACCGUGCUGCAGAGGAGGCGAUCGUGUGUUAUCGCGACAAGACCACUUCCGAAACCCUCACCGACCUGCCCCCAUCCGGGCUGUACAGCCGCAGCGACUCCAGCCAGAACCGCAGACCCGUGGGUCGCUACCGUCGGCGCCGGGAAAUGGCGGGGAGUCUGGGCGUGAGAGUGGCUCGGGAACCAGUGAUGAAACCCGAGAACGAAGACACGGUCACGGCCGUGGUUUGCAGCCGCCGCACGCAUAUCAUCACGGUGCAGCAGCGGGGGGUGGGGGUGGUGGUGGUGGUGGUGGUGGUGGUGGUCAUGAGUCCCGGGCGAGGCAUGUGGCGCAAUCCGAACUCCGGGUGCUACUGCCGUAUCGACAUCAAGUGCUACCGCCGCCGGCUACUGCCCUUCGCGGUCACCUACUUCGGCAGUGGCAUGGACUUUAAUCGAGCGCUAAGGUACUGGGCCAGUACACCGCUCCCCCAUGUACGACAGCUGGCUCAGUCCGUACACCCGCGGGCAGAGGCCUUCCGGCUGAGUGACAAGGGUCUGGAGGUUGUGGAGCGCAGAUGGGGCCGGGGGGGGGAACCAGCAGCCGGGGGCCGGGGUGCGGGUACCUCUGGGAGCGUAGCCAGGGAGGGUCUGGCGGAGUACGUCGUGGCUACGGUACCGUGCAGGUGUGAAACCGAUAUCUUCCAGGCACUGGGCUUAGAUUAUGUUCCUCUCCACAUGCGAGAUAUCACCCGUGUGAAUUAG
Volvox carteri f. nagariensis is the source of this 4263-nucleotide messenger RNA. RefSeq lists its product as uncharacterized. Lineage: Eukaryota; Viridiplantae; Chlorophyta; Chlorophyceae; Chlamydomonadales; Volvocaceae. The coding region runs from base 1 to 4263 and encodes 1420 amino acids. Gene Ontology annotation, cellular component: nucleus. The record is from RefSeq and is a predicted model, not a curated record. Gene Ontology annotation, biological process: double-strand break repair via nonhomologous end joining. The transcript is spliced from 21 exons. Gene Ontology annotation, molecular function: DNA binding; protein binding; DNA-directed DNA polymerase activity.